Molecule: messenger RNA, 580 nt
Organism: Camelina sativa (false flax)
Lineage: Eukaryota; Viridiplantae; Streptophyta; Magnoliopsida; Brassicales; Brassicaceae
Source: RefSeq, a predicted model, not a curated record
AUGACUGAUGAUCAGAGGUUUAGGCUUAAAGGGAGAUUGUAUCCCUGUAUUGUACCCCGUGAGAAUGGAGAAGUUCAUGGAAAGGUACUAGUGGGAUUAACGGAUGAUGAACUUGAGAAUCUUGAUUGGGUUGAAGGAAACGAAUAUGAAAGAGUUAAAGUUGAGGUUAUAAGGAAGGACAACUCAGAGAAGAUGACAGUGGAUACAUAUCCAUGGAUCAACAAGAAUGAUCCUGAUAUUGGUGGAGAUUGGGAUUUCGAGGAAUGGAAACGAGUGCAUAUGAAGAAAUUCAUAGAGACGUUCAAAGAAAUCAUGGAAUUUAAGAGGAAUCCACAAAAGGGAAGAGAUGAUUUCCAAUAUGUUUUACGCGAAGAUCCCGGGAAUGCUCCUUCGUCUUGAAUGGAAUAUGUGAUGACUGAUGAGUAUGUUUUUAUAUAUCAUCUUUGUUUUUAAUGUUCCAAAUUAAAUAAAACCUAGAGAGUCUAUGACUAUGUAUUAUCAUCAUUUCCUACUCCGUGUGCCAUAAUAAUUCAACUUCUCCACACAAAAAUCCGUAAACCGUUUCGGCACCGUUCGUUCA